Aquila chrysaetos chrysaetos is the source of this 802-nucleotide messenger RNA. RefSeq names its product basic salivary proline-rich protein 4-like. NCBI's taxonomy places the organism in Eukaryota, Metazoa, Chordata, Aves, Accipitriformes, Accipitridae. The record is from RefSeq and is a predicted model, not a curated record.
AUGAAUCCCGUGGGCUCUAGUCCGGGCACAGAGUCAGGCAUGUGGUGUCUCUGAAAGGCAGCUCUGCCCUGGCUGGAGGUUUUCUCUUGUCCAGACCAAGACCAAACCCAAGGACAGAGGCAGGACGCACGGUGGACACAGGCCGACAAGGCCUGAUGGCCAGCCGGAGAUGGCCUCCCCCGGCGUGACCUGCACAGGGCCUGGGCGGGAGGCACAGGGGAAGGGGGCAGAGUCCCUGCUUCCUUCUCCCGGGGUCGGCGUGCCUCAGCCCCCGGCCCCCUCCCGGCCGGGACUCCGCUGUCACCGGGCAGGCCGGGGCAGACUCGGACGCCAUUUCGGCAGGCCCCGGCCGCCGGCCCCAUCCCCUCCCCGGGCCCGGGCGCUGGCUGGUGGCCGAGGGGCGGCCCGGUGGCCGGGAGGAGGCCGACAACCGCAGCCUUAUCAGCGCUCUGCAGGCCGGCUGGGCCCCGGGCCGCCGCGGGUCCCCGGUUGCCGGCCCAUGGGCGGCGGCGGCAGCGGCUCGGAGGCGCCUCCUCCGCCGCAAGACCCGCGCGGCGGGGACCGGCAGCAGCAAGCAGCAGCAGCAGCUCCGCCGCACCGGCCGCAUGGCGGGCUACCCGCCGCGCCUGCCCUGGCUGCUGCCGCUGCUGCGGCGGGCGGCGCCGGAAGGCAAAAGUUUUCGAAGUUAGAGGACUCUCCCAUUUUGCUAGUAGUGUCGGCUGAUGCCUCUGUGCGUGUUCAACGCUGGCUUCACAAGCAGCCUGCAAUGAACUCAGGCCUGAGACUAUAUGGAACAAAGUAA